Messenger RNA from Pseudovirgaria hyperparasitica, 1265 nucleotides. RefSeq lists its product as uncharacterized. The record is from RefSeq and is a predicted model, not a curated record. Bases 1 to 1110 code for a protein of 369 amino acids. NCBI's taxonomy places the organism in Eukaryota, Fungi, Ascomycota, Dothideomycetes, Acrospermales, Acrospermaceae. The transcript is spliced from 2 exons.
AUGGAUGAUUGUAUCCGAUUGUAUAUGCCGAAGUCUGAUCUCAGUUAUGAUGAAAGGGAGAACCUCUUGACCCAAGGAACGUCCAAUUUUUGCUAUAACUUGAUCUGGACCGGUGCUAAGAGCUCUUGCAUCUCUCUUUCCUCGCUGCCCACAAGCAUCAGGAAAUGGAGGCAGGCCUCUGAGCAGAGACCCGAGGGACUUUCCUCCGCAGACACACCUUUAGGUUCCCUUAUGGCUUGGGUACCUGUCCUAUUACCCUAUGCUAAAGCCCCAGGUUUACUACCAGCUCCACUACCCAGCGAAACCAGCAUCCUCGAAUCAACAACCGUAUUCCGGGACGAUGUCUCGCACCAUAGAGUGGUUGCGGUCGGAUCCCACUUCAUUGCCAAACAUGGAAAGGGGGUAAUUGAGCUAGAAGGCCAGGUGCUUCUCUUUCUUGAGCACCAUCUCAAAGCCUGCUCCCAGGUGCCAAAGCUCUAUGCGAUGUAUCGCAUACCAAGUACGGGCCAUAUGUGCCUGAUCAUGCAGCGUAUGCCCGGCGAGACCCUCGAUUCACUCUGGCCUGGCCUUAGCGAAUUUGAAAAAUCCGAGGUUUGCACGAAACUGAAAGAGCUAUUUACACUAAUCCGGGAUAUUCCAGCUCCUCCACUCUAUGGCAGCGUUGAUGGUAGUCGGUUUGACCAUUACUUAUUCUACAGCCGGGAACGUGAUCGGGAAAUUUGUGGUCCAUUCGACUCGGAAGAGCAAUUCAACGGAGCACUUGUGAAGCGCCUACGAUUUGAUUGGGCGCGAAUGGGGAGACAUAGUUUCAGGGCCGAUUUCUAUGAGAGGAAUCUUGGGAAGACAUUGGCAGGCCAUAGGCCUGUAUUCUCACAUUCCGACCUGCAAAGAAAAAACGUGGUGGUGCUUCGAGAUGCAUCACGAGGCUUCGAGGUCAGUCUGAUUGAUUUCGAAGAGGCAGGGUGGUUUCCCACUUAUUGGGAGUAUUUCACUGCCCUCCAAGGUGUUAGUUGGGACGACGAUUGGGCUGAGCAAAUCGAAAAAAUCCUGGAUCCUUGGAUCAACGAAGCAGUACUAAUGGCAAUGGUGCAUAAAGACCUGAUAUUUUGAAAACUAAUCCCCAGGCACAAUAUGAGCUUGCUCGAUUCAUAAAUGGUAUGAAAAGAAAUAGGAACAAGAACUAAAUGUACAGUGUCGUUAGAAAAAGCGGGUGGAUUUUCCGCUUUCAACAGCCUUCUCAUAUCACUUGAACUUGAUCAUACAGC